Ectocarpus sp. CCAP 1310/34 is the source of this 1128-nucleotide messenger RNA. The record is from the annotation of a GenBank genome assembly. Lineage: Eukaryota; Phaeophyceae; Ectocarpales; Ectocarpaceae.
AUGAAAUCUUCGUUCCAUCAAAUCACGGUUCAUCGUGAUACCAUCCCUCUCACGGCGAUUGUUACGUCUUCUGGGCUGUUUGAGUGGUUGAAAAUGCCUCAGGGCAGCGCCGCUGCUCCCGGAUGGUUCUGUAAGGUCGUCAACAAAGUCAUCAAAAAUCUUCGAAGUGUUGCGUCGUACCUGGACGACCUCAUUAUCUUUGAUGAAACCCCGGCCGCUCAUGUAGCGACCAUUCGCUCUCUUUUCGAAAGAUUGUGCAAGCACAAUUUGAAGCUGACUCUCCCAAAAGCCACUAUUUGCGCCACGGAAGCCGAGAUUCUUGGGCACACUAUAUCUCCGGACGGCGUUCGACCGAGUGGUGAAAUUUUGUUUGCUCUCACCAAGAUGCCGAUGCCCAAAGACACCAAGCAGCUUCGAGCUUUGCUGGGUGGUUUGAGCUAUUAUCGGAAGUUUCUUCCACAGAUGGCUAAGCGUAUUCACCCUCCUACGACUCUACUUAAGAAGAAUGUCAAGUUUGAGUUCACGGGUUCAAUGGAAUCCGUCGUUCGCCAACUUCUCGAGGAACUGGCGAACCCUCCUGUUCUGGUGUAUCCAGAUUGGGAUGCUGGUCAUUGGACUCCUCUGGAUCUUGAAGCUGGCAGUAUCAUUUGGUGCAUCAAGCACCUUCGCGAUUACCUUUGGGGCACCCAUUUCAAGAUUUUCACGGAUCACAAGUCCCCUGAACACCUUAAACAGGUGGGGGAAGCCAACGCUCGCGUUCAACGUUGGUGGGAAUUCCUCACGGCAUACUCCUACGCUCUUGAGUAUCGUAAGGGUUCGUCUAACGGCAAUGCUGACUUGUUCUCUCGACUACCGCUAGAAGCUACCGAGCGUGACCGUUCUGGCCGCAGUCGUUUGACUCCGUCGGCUGAAGACGGAGUGUUUUUUUUAUUCGUUCUUGUGGAUUUGUGCCUUCUGGCCAUCACGCCGGUGUCAGCUUGGGUGGGCUCGUUCCGUCUGCCCCGAGUUCAGUCUUGGGUGCGCUAUAGCCUUCUUCAGCUGACUUUGCUGAUUUUCGUGAGGAUGGACCGCGCGCUAGUGUCGUUCAUUCCGGAGUUCCUUCGGGCGUCUGGUCUGUUAAAGGUUUAA